Nerophis lumbriciformis (worm pipefish) is the source of this 1719-nucleotide messenger RNA. RefSeq names its product tetratricopeptide repeat domain 8 (gene ttc8). Gene Ontology annotation, molecular function: protein binding. Gene Ontology annotation, cellular component: ciliary basal body; BBSome; non-motile cilium. Lineage: Eukaryota; Metazoa; Chordata; Actinopteri; Syngnathiformes; Syngnathidae. Gene Ontology annotation, biological process: non-motile cilium assembly. The record is from RefSeq and is a predicted model, not a curated record.
UUGCCUAGCAACUGAAGAAGCUUUGGAUCCGCCAUAAUCCGCUUCACUUUAAACCCUAUGCUAAGUGUUUUGCCACUACAGUAUUUCCCAUCGAGCGACGCGAUGGAGGUGUCAAUGGACCCUCUUUUCCUGGCGUGGAGCUAUUUCAGGAGACGGAAACUACAACAAUGUUCAGAUAUUUGUUCGAAACUAUUGCAAGACAGUCCAUAUGACCAGGAUUCCUCCUUGUCUAUUGCCGAGGCUGCCUGGAGCCUAAAAACACGGGCUCUGACAGAGAUGGUUUACAUUGAUGAAGUUGAGGUUGAUCAAGAAGGGAUUGCUGAGAUGAUGCUGGAUGAGAACGCCAUUGCUCAGGUUGCACGCCCUGGAACAUCUCUGAGACUGCCUGGAACAAGUCAUGGUGGAGGUCCCACACCUGCUGUCAGGCCUAUGACUCAGUCAGGACGUCCCGUCACAGGAUUUGUGAGGCCAAGCACCCAGUCAGGGCGUCCUGGGACGAUGGAGCAGGCCAUCAAGAACCCACGCACAGCAAGUACGGCUCGGCCAGUCACUAGUGCUUCUGGUCGAUUCAUUCGUCUGGGAACGGCUUCGAUGUUAACCAAUCCAGAAGGACCGUUUAUAAACUUGUCAAGGCUAAAUCUAUCAAAAUAUUCCCAAAAACCCAACCUGUCCAGGACGCUGUUUGAGUACAUCUUUCAUCAUGAAAAUGAUGUAAAAAACGCUUUAGAUUUAGCUGCUCAAGCAACUGAGCAGGCUCAGUUCAAAGACUGGUGGUGGAAAGUACAGCUGGGAAAAUGUUACUACAGGCUUGGUUUGUAUCGAGAGGCCGAAAAACAGUUUCGAUCAGCUCUAAGCCAACAAGAGAUGGUGGAUACGGUCCUCUAUCUGGCUAAGCUGUAUCAGCGCCUGGAUCAACCGGUGACAGCUCUCAACCUCUUUAAACAAGGCCUGGACCACUUUCCUGGUGAGGUCACCCUUUUGACGGGCAUCGCACGCAUUCAUGAGGAGAUGAACAAUAUUGCAUCAGCCACAGAGUACUACAAAGACGUCUUAAAGCAGGACAACACACACGUGGAGGCCAUAGCUUGUAUAGGCAGCAAUCAUUUUUACUCCGAUCAACCUGAGAUUGCGCUGCGCUUCUAUAGGCGGCUCCUACAGAUGGGGGUGUAUAAUUGCCAGCUUUACAACAACCUCGGCCUUUGUUGCUUUUACGCACAGCAGUAUGACAUGACCCUGUCGUCUUUUGAAAGAGCCUUGGCCCUUGCGACCAACGACGAAGAGCAGGCUGAUGUGUGGUACAACGUGGGACACGUCGCUGUGGGUAUAGGAGACCUGACUUUGGCCUAUCAGUCUUUUAAACUGAGUUUGGCUUUUAAUAACGACCAUGCUGAAGCUUACAACAAUCUUGCAGUGCUGGAGCUGCGCAAAGGCCGUGUUGAACAGUCUAAAGCCUUCCUGCAGACGGCUGCCACAUUGUGCCCUCACAUGUAUGAGCCACACUACAAUCUGUCCAUUCUCUCAGAAAAGAUCGGAGACCUUCAAAGCAGCUACAUGGCGGCCCAAAAGUCUGAAGACGCCUUCCCGGAGCAUGUCGACACUCAGCAGGUCCUGAAGCAGCUUCGCCAGCAUUUUGCAGAGCUGUGAAUUCUUGAAUCUUGUACGUAUUAGUAAAUAUUUGUGUUACACGCAAAAAGAUUAAUUAAAAUGAUCAAUUAUAUU